AUGGCGGGCGUCUCGAAGAAGAAAGAAGCAGACACAGCCAAACCAGUUUGUCAAUACGGUAGCAAAUGUUACCGCAAGAACCCACAGCACAUAAAGAAUUAUAGACACCCAGGGCAUGACGACAAUGAAGAAAAAAAGGCUGAAGAGGUUUCAAAGCCAGAGAACUUGAAGCCUGACAAGAAAAGAAAAGCUGCAACGAUUGAGACAUUUUUGGGGAAACCCUCACGCUCACAUACAGUCUCUGACUCAGAUUCAGAGGGAGAGCAUGCAGAUCGACCCUCUACAAAGAAAGUCAAAACCGAUAUACAAUCUCAGGUGGUUGCAAAGGAAUUAAAAUUGUCUACAGAAAGUACAGAUGAGGAUGAUAUGAGCAAAGAAAGUGUGGAGGAAAAGGAGGAAUAUACCGAAGAUGACGACAGUCUUCCUGCGUCGCCUGAGGAUGAGAAAGAAAACAUCAAGCAGAAGUUUCUUGUGGAGAUGCCAGACGAUUUUUAUCAAUUUUGGGAGUUCUGUCAGACAUUACAACCUAGCAAUCCUACACGUGCUCUAGAGGAAUCCUUAAAUCUGAUUUUGGUGGGGCCAUUCGACAUUCUUUCUGGGAGACAUAAACAUGUUCGAAAAAAUAAACAUGGCCGGAGACCCAAUUUUCUUCUUCACUAUAGAUAUUUUUACGACCCCCCGGAAUUCCAGACAGUGUUGGCCUCAGACGAGAAGUCCAAGUUUCACCUGGGCUACUACAGGGAUGAUCCCAAGGAGAAACCAGCAUUUGUAGCUAGCAACUCACCAGGGAGCGCCUCCCCAGAGAAAAUCAACCCUUGUGGGGACAAUCUGUUUGCAGCAGUUUACAUUUAUGCCAGUAAGCUUCUAAAAUCAAGUUCAGGCAAGACAAAAAAAUGCAUCGAACAGCUCAUCAAGUCGUUAGAAGUGGAAGCCAAGAAGCAGAACUUAUCACUUUCCGAGACAACGAAAAACAUGAAGGACAGAAAGAAGAAGGUUGUGUGUCCUACCUUUCACGGAGCAGGUAUUGUUGUCCCAGUAGACAGCAACGAUGUGGGCUACCGGCCUGUUCCUGAGACUCCAG
Molecule: messenger RNA, 1081 nt
Organism: Candidula unifasciata
Lineage: Eukaryota; Metazoa; Mollusca; Gastropoda; Stylommatophora; Geomitridae
Source: the annotation of a GenBank genome assembly